AUGCAGGGGUUGUGGGCCGAUGAGGCGGAUGGCAUGGAGGAGGAGGAUGACAUGGACGAGUUUCUCGACUCCUGUGAUGACUCUGGGGAGGAGGAGGAGGAGGGAGGUGGGGAAGUCCUGCCAUCGUUGUUGCAAUGGGCUCAGAGCAACCAAGAGCAUCACCUACUGGAGCGCAACGAGGGAGCGGCAGGAGCACAGGGGGGAAGCAGUGAAGGCAGGGAGAGGCUGAGGAAAGAGACGCUGGAGAAGAACAGAGCGCUGCAUGGCACCAUCCUCGACAUGCUGAAAGACAUCGAAAAGAUGAAGGAGAGGAACCGAGACAAGUGGAAGGACAUGCAGGCUCAGCGAGAGGACCUCAUGAGGAUCAUCGACGGCAGGAAGGUAGAGAAGUUCAGGAGGGGUCGGUGGCGAGAGGGCCGGCAUGAGUUGGCGGCGAGGAAGGAUGACAGCGAGUCCUUCUUUGGGAUCAACCUUCUAGAUCGUCACCCUGACAAAGCCAUCACCCCGGUUGAACACAGCGUCGCAGGGUGGCGACUGUCUGAACGAAGAGUGCUGGUCAAUGAGGUUGCGAACUGCUGCACGAAGAUGCUGUUCUUGCAAGGACAGGGGGACCAGCUGCUAUCAGCGAGGAAGCAUGAAGUUCUCUUGUCUGAACCGUGCAGGAAAGUGCUCCAAGAUCCCAAGUUGUGGGAAGAGGUAGGGAAGAUCAUGUGGAGGAAGCUCAAACGGGGGAGUGAGGAAAGUUUUGUACAAUUUACGAAUGUCGAUGAUCCGAAGAUAACAAGGAAGGAGUGGAGCAAGGAGCAGGAGAAGCUCCUUGUUUCCUCAGUAAAAUCUGGGCUGUCAUGGGCCGAGAUAGGACGAAAGAUGGAGGAGAAGCUUCAAGUCUAUCGACCUCCUGUCGAUCUCUUCACCUACUAUCAACGGGUGCACAAUGGGAACCUCGUGAGGACGGGAAACUGGACGAAAGAAGAAGACGAAGUUCUCGUGAUGGCCAUGAAAACCAUUGCGGAGAAUGAUUGGGUAGGAGUUGCAAGAUACAUCCAGGAGCGAGGAUGCAACAGGAACGAACAGCAGUGCCUGCAGCGGUGGAAGCGGAUCAACCCCGACCUGAAGAAAGGUCCCUGGUCCCCAGAGGAAGACGAAGUUCUGCAGCAAGCAGUUAAGUCUCUUGCGCCCUGGGCGUCCUCCAGGGACGAGGACGGGGAACUUCGCGACCCUCGAGAGCUCUCCAAGAGCAUGCCGUGGAUCGAAAUCGCCAAGUUGGUUCCAGGGAGGAGGGCUGACCAGGUCAGGGAUCACUGGAUCCAGAAGCAUCCUUAUCGUCGUCAGCAAGCUCGCCCGUGGAAGGCAGAGGAGCAUGCAAUGCUCGAAGACUUGGUCAAGGAGUAUGGAGUUGGAAGAUGGGCACAGAUAGCCACUGUAGUGAUUGUCAAGGGGGGCAGGACUCCGCGGCAGUGCAGAUUACAUUGGGAGCGAACUCAUAAAGACGAAGUGCACGAGGACAGGGUUGAAAAGAUUAUCAAAGAGAGAAUUCUUCCAAAGGCAGGAGCCUGUCUUGGUAGCCGCUAUCACAAUCGUCCUCAAAGUUUGAUUAAGGUUGAAGAUCUCGAAAUCCCUGAGGAACAACUUGAAGAGAUGAAACAAGAGAUUCGCAAUGGUCUGCAAGCCAAACAGCCCAACAAGCGGAAGACAAAGAAGGAGCAGGCUGAGAGUUCUUCUUUGCGAGAUCAGAUUCAACCAUAA
This is a messenger RNA of Guillardia theta CCMP2712, 1746 nucleotides long. RefSeq lists its product as hypothetical. The coding region runs from base 1 to 1746 and encodes 581 amino acids. NCBI's taxonomy places the organism in Eukaryota, Cryptophyceae, Pyrenomonadales, Geminigeraceae. The transcript has 14 exons. The record is from RefSeq and is a predicted model, not a curated record.